GCUUUGUUUCUGCUUUUCUCUCUUGGAAUAUGGCUUUCGGGUUAUUUCUCUUCCUGUUUUUACAGGGUCUAUGUUGAUCUGUUUCCUUUUCUGCGUUUGAUUGGUUCUCGCAAAAUCUAGUCGGUGGUCCUUGAUCAUCAAAAGGGAAAGUUUAGUUCUGCGGUUUGGGCAGACUUUUGGUGUUUAGGGUCUGUUUGCUUUGCUGAGAUUUGAGCCUCAAUCCGUCCAUCUCCUUUCAGAUUUUAGAUAUGACGAUUUCCCUUCUCUUGCUCAUUUCUGUCAUCUCAAUCACGUUUCCUUUCUUGCUGCCGGUGGUAGAGGAAGAUUGUGAAAGUGGUUAAGUGAAGAGAGAAGAAAGAAGUAGGUAGAUCUGCUGUGAUUAGAUUUGGGCGAGGGAGUCUGACGGGGAAAAUUUUGAGUGAUGAGACUAGGCUGGAGGUGAGAAGAGGAGAUGAGAAAAGGGAAGAGACAACGUGGAUGGGCAAUGGGUCACAGAUGGAGAAAACAUUGGAAGAGGAAGAUCGUGGGUUCAGGAAGGCUGGUCACAACCGAGGAAGAGAAAAAGAAAGAGACUCGAUGGUGGCUGAUUUUCCAAAUUUGAGUUUGUUGGGAGGAGAGGAGGCCCUAAACUCCUCGCAGAAGCUGAUGUGUCGGUCCAGCACUUCCUCUGUGGAAAUGGUCGUGUGGGAUCUCUGCACUAUGUCCUUGACGGCUUGGACACGGAGGCCGCAGAUUCAGGGGCCCUGGUAGCAUUCCUGGACGCAGAGGAUGUAGGCCGAAGUGCAUUCCUCAGUGAAGCAGCAGCGAUGGCAUUCGAUGGAUUGGAUUCUGGUGGAAGGAGUGACUUUAGUUGACGGUGGCUGAGUCUCUAAGCUGGCAAAUGCCAUGGUUUGAGAUAGAACAUUGGAGAUUAGUGGUAAGAUAGUUUGAAAUGAUUGAGUUUUGAAAUUAAAAAUCGUCUAGGAAGAACAGAAAAACAAACGUGAUUGUACGAAAUUGUUAGGUAAAUUUUCAAUCCUUAGACAUUCAUUUUGUUUAUGAUUAAAAGCUAUGAUAUGGCUUUCUUUAGAUACUGUUUAGAUGAGUAAAAUUCAUAUAAUCAAGAGUUUCUAAUAAUGUAAUUUUUAUUUAUUUUGUUGUAGUAUUACUCUUUCCUACUCUAUCUUUUUAUCAGUAUAUACUAAAUAUUUUAUAGCAAAUAGAAGGUUGAUGACAGGGUAAGUGAUAGCUGGAAUAGUUGUCAUUCUGGCGAGGAUGAUAGUGAAGGAGAAAAGUAAGUUAGAUGUGUCGAUUUUGUUAGUGAUUUUCUAUUUUUCUCCUCCACCAGCUCAGAAACAAAAUCUACCCACAACUUAGCUAGACUCUCUACCUUCUAAUUUACUCUUAUCUUUCUUUUAACGCAGAAUUUCUUAUUAUCAUUAUUUCCCUUAUAAGGUGA
Molecule: messenger RNA, 1438 nt
Organism: Rubroshorea leprosula
Lineage: Eukaryota; Viridiplantae; Streptophyta; Magnoliopsida; Malvales; Dipterocarpaceae
Source: the annotation of a GenBank genome assembly